UAUUACAGGCUAGUUAGCUUUUGCCCUGUUUUAGUUACCGCUAUUAUUUUUUUUACUGAACAACCGUUAUCCAUUGUCGUUUUCUGUUUAUAAGUAACUCUAACCUGUUACAAACGACUCAUACGUGUUUUUGAAAUCUAUACGUUACGUUACCUCAUAUAUUUCUUACUAAGCAUUUUGUUUUACUAGUUCUUGUUUAUUUUCCACUGGUCCUGUUGCGCACCUUUCACGUAUAGCAGAGGGCUUGUUAUUCCUCACUUUUGGCACCUUUUUUUGCCUCAGUAAUAUUUACAUGGCUGAUGAAUCAAUAAUGUCCCAUGCUCUUUUCGAGCAAAUUCGUCCAAUAUUGAUAUCUGUUCUGGAAGAGGCAAUGCCUGCAAUAGUCAGAAUCAUGGAGCAAGCCUUAUCUUCUCAAUCUGUUUCACCACCUGAAGAGACCAGCAACCUUCCAUCCAUAAAUUCACCUAACUGGGAGGCAGAGACUGGAGAAAGGACCAAAAAGAGUAAAAUACCUGUAAAAAGGACUCAGUCCCCACUACCUGGAGAGGACAGAAUUCCCUCCCCAGAGGCUAAACGGAGUAAAAGACAUUCCAGCUCCAGGAGAAACGUAUCAGAGCCUAAGGAUACACAUAUGCCAAAUGUCCACUCCAAUAUGGACAAUCAACCAGGAACCCGCUAUUCUGAGGCCUCAGAUACAGGCAAUCCUCAUCAAAAUGUUAUUUCCAGACCAGCUCAAUAUGUCUUAUCUUCCCAGAAUAAUGGUUGUCUCUUGGAUAGGUCUGGUGUCCCAUACUUUGAUCCCAGUUUUACAUGGGCACCUGCUGACCAUAUUGCCAGAUAUCUUCAGAAAUAUCUUAGAAAGCCACUUACUAAGCCACAACGUGAAUUUCUUCAGAGAGAAUGCCCUCGCCCUUACCUGGCAGGAAUGGAGGCUACCACCCCAGAGUUUGACUGGGAAAUGAAGUUCUUUAUGUUAGCUUAUGGCAGAGUUCCACAAAGUAGAGCGGAUAAAUGCCUGCAAAGUGUUCAAGACAGGCUCCUUGACAUUACAGGACCUCUCGCCCAGAUAUUUCAACUAGCCGAGGAGGCUAUAUGCACAGGUUCCAGAUUAGAUCCCUUUGCCAUCAGCGGAUUGGCUCAAAGGGCAAUUUGUCUUUUGGGGAAUGCAAAUGUGUCCUUUAAUGUUUUGCGCAGACGUGCUGCCCUUGUUAAAGCAAACCCCAGACUUGCAGAUUUGUCUCGAAAAGAACCAGGCUCUGCUGCCAAAGGCUUGUUGUUUGGCAACUCAUUUAUUAGACAUAUUAAUAGAUAUGUCCCUGCUUUAACCUCAGGCAGGUCUAGAAGAUACCGGGGCAGUCUGCCCAGCCGUCCGGUAUAUUCAAGCCGCAGUAGGCAACACCUUGACCCAAGACGUAGACAGCCUAAUUCUGGCAGAAGGCUAUUCCCAUCCAGAGAUCAGCCUGAACACUCUAGAAGAAUUCACUCCCAGGUUAGGGGACAAUCAAACCAAGUCUGAGCCAUGGAUUUCUCAUUCACCUGGAUGACAGUUGACUCCAGUCUGUUCUGAUCUGCUGAUGUUUUGCUGUCUUCUUCAAUUUAAAGUUACUCCAGAAGUUUGCUGAGCUGCACAUCAAAGAAAAACAGAAUGUGUGGGACUGUUUGUUGCACUUUCUCAUUGGUUGUUUUGCUCACACUAUAAAUGUGUGGGACUGUUCAGCGGGUUAUGCUAAAUAUGCACUCUCUAAGUGCAUGAGUUCUUUGUUUAUUAAGUUUUAUUUGUUUACUACAUUAUCUGUUAUCCUUUUGAGAAAGUUUUGAGUAAACAGAUUAAAGUAAA
Bombina bombina (fire-bellied toad) is the source of this 1837-nucleotide messenger RNA. RefSeq lists its product as uncharacterized. Lineage: Eukaryota; Metazoa; Chordata; Amphibia; Anura; Bombinatoridae. The transcript has 2 exons. The record is from RefSeq and is a predicted model, not a curated record. The coding region runs from base 293 to 1516 and encodes 407 amino acids.